Molecule: messenger RNA, 3333 nt
Organism: Knipowitschia caucasica
Lineage: Eukaryota; Metazoa; Chordata; Actinopteri; Gobiiformes; Gobiidae
Source: the annotation of a GenBank genome assembly
AUGACCCUCUGGGACCGUGAGAAGCUGAAGGAGGACAUGACAGAGAGGCCGCAGCCCAACAGUGAGUUUGAGAUCGUGGCGUCUGAAUCCAUCUCAGACAAGUCCUCGUCUCUGGGAGUGGACGCUGCUCUGAAGGCCAGUUUCUUAGGUGGACUUAUCAAGGUUGACGGCUCGGCCAAAUAUCUGAAGGACACGCGGACAUCCAAACAGCAGGCGCGAGUCACUCUGAAGUACAAAACUACCACACGCUUCAGAGAGCUGACCAUGAACCAGCUGGGCAGAGGAAACAUCAAGCAUCCGUACGUCUUUGAGAAAGGUCUGGCCACACAUGUGGUCACUGCCAUUCUGUACGGAGCCCAGGCCUUCUUUGUGUUUGACCGAGAACUGUCAGACUCUGAAAACAUCCAAGACAUUCAAGGAAAGCUCCAGGUGGUGAUCAAAAAGAUCCCCUGCAUCUCCAUUGAGGGAGAAGGAGCUCUCAAAAUGGAGGACAAGGACAGAGAAAAAGUCAACAAGUUUUCCUGCAAAUUCCACGGAGACUUUAAUCUGCCUCAGAGCCCAAUGACGUUUGAAGACGCAGUGAAAGUUUACAAGGACCUGCCCAAACUUCUGGGUCCAGAUGGAGAAAAGGCUGUGCCGGUGACUGUGUGGCUGCUACCGCUCACCGAACUUGACUCUACUGCGGCUCAGCUGGUGAGGCAGAUCAGCGUGGGGCUGGUGUUUGAGGUAGAGAAGACCCUGGAGCAUCUGGCCGACCUGGACAUGAGGUGUCAGGAUGUUUUAAAGAGCGCAGGGCUACAGCAGUUUCCUCAGAUAUUCACAAAGAUCAGAACCUUCAUGAGUUUGUGUUCACAGUUUAACCUGGGACUCCAGGGUGUUCUGGCUCAGAAACUCCCAGCAAUCCGUGGAGGAGGAGAGGACGAAGCUGAACUCGCUGAGAUUCUGAAGAAAAGAGCUGCUUCUCCAUUCAGCUAUGACUGUCUGAACCAGUGGGUCACCAGCAAAGUCAGAGAGAUCCACCUCAUCAAAACAUUCACUAAUAUGAUGAAGCACACAGAAGUCCUCUCCUCUCAGGAGGAGGUGGAUGCCACGACCCACAACAUAAAGUAUGCAGUUUGCUUUGUUUUCACCUCACUGGAAACUGAAGAAGAAUAUCUCUCUGCUUUAGAUCAGUACUUAAAGGGUGCCAGCUUGGAUCAGAACAGCUCUCGACCCAAAGACCUGGAGAGGCAGCAGUGGUACAGCAACAAAGACGUGCGAGAGGCCGUCAGGACCAAGGUGAAGCUCUUUGCAGACUUUGCAGAAGCCAACAAAGACAACAAGGACGUGAAGUUUAUGGCAGUGGCUUUUAAAGAUGAAACUCAGAAAGGAUCAACAAUCUACACAUAUGAAGAUGGAUUUGAAGCCAGUGAUGACUUUGUGCCUCCUUCAAAGCCUGAGGUUAAAGUGGAUGUUGUGACACAUAACAGUGUGACUCUUCGUGUUAGCGCCCCCACAUGGGGAGCAGAGGCAGUGACAGGCUACAGGCUGGAGUACAGAGAGAAGGAAGAGUCCAGUGCAAACGGAGAGUGGCAGCAGCAGUCAGUGAGAAACACCGGCUUAACCACAGUCACUGAACUGAACCCAGAAACAGAGUACACAUUCAUACUAAGGGCCCUCACUGAGAUGGGACAGGGGCCCAUGAACGUACUCACCGACAAAACUUGUCCUGCACCAGAGGGCCCCAGACGCCUCGCAGAUGAGGUGAGGAAAACGUGUAACGUCAUAGAGACCAAAGGAUCUCUGGAGAUCCUGAAGGUUCCACUGCAGAAAGAUGAAAUGAACAUUCCUGGCUGUGCACGGUUCAACUUUGGCUCUGAGGUUCAAGGAAAGAAAACCUGCACCAUAAUGGUGAUGGGAGACACUGGAGCUGGUAAAUCCACCCUCAUCAACGGCAUGAUCAACUACAUCCUGGGCGUGCAGUGGACGGACAAAUACAGGUUCAAACUGGUGGUGGAAGAAGAAAAGUGUCAGAGUCACAGUCAGACAUCAGAGGUGACCGUUUACAGAAUCAACUUUGACGAAGGCUUUAUGAUCGACUACUCUCUGAACAUCAUCGAUACUCCAGGCUUUGGAGACACUCGCGGCAUCAAAAGAGACCAUGAAACCACUGAGCAGAUCCGGAACCUCUUCUCCGACAGCCAUGGGGUGGAUGUCCUUCACACAGUGUGCUUCGUCGCUCAGUCUGCUCUUGCUCGCCUCAGUGCCACACAGCGUUACGUGUUUGAUUCUGUCCUCUCCAUCUUUGGGAAGGACGUGGCUGAAAACCUCAGGGUUCUGGUGACUUUUGCAGAUGGACAACUGCCUCCAGUUCUAGAGGCCAUCACAGCUGCAGAAGUCCCAUGCCCCAAAGAUGAUGACGGAAAACCUGCUCACUAUAAAUUCAACAAUUCUGCACUUUUUGCUGAAAACCAAAGUUCUGUGGUUGGUUUUGAUGAGAUGUUCUGGAACAUGGGGAAAGCAAGCAUGAGAAGCUUCUUUAAUGCACUUAAUAAGACUGAACCUCAGAGUUUGACUCUGACUAAAGAGGUUCUGAGAGAAAGAAAACAACUUGAAGACACUGUGGAAGAUCUACAGAGUAAAAUAAAUGAAGGGUUAGCACAGCAAGACGAGAUUCUGCAAAUCCAAGAACAAAUCAAGAAGCAUGAGGCUGAGAUCGAGAGGAACAAAGAUUUUGAGGUUACCAUUAAAGUAAUCAAGCCAGUUCAGGAGAGCAUCGCAGGUACAGGAAACUUCAUCACCAACUGCUCCAAAUGUCACGAGACCUGUCAUUACCCUUGUGGCAUCGGUGGUGAUUCAGCAAAAAGAGGUUGUGUUGCAAUGAACAUGUUUGGAUACUGCACAAAGUGUCCUGGUAAAUGCUUCUGGAGUGAUCAUUACAACCAGAAGUACAGAUGGGAGUACAAAGAAGUCACUGAGACAACAACUGCAGAGGAGUUAAAGGAAAGAUUUCUAAAAGGGACAAAGGGGAAAGAAACUACUGAGAGUAUGUUCACAUUGCUGAAGAAGAAAUAUCAACUGUUUAAGCAACAUGUGAGUGGAAUGGUUCAGGAAGCCACUACAGCCAUAAACCGUUUGGGAGAGAUCGCUCUGAGGCCAAACCCUCUGUCUGCUCCAGACUACAUUGACAUGAUGAUAGAGUCAGAGAAGAAUCAGAAAAAGGUAGGGUGGAAGCAGAGAGUGAAGGGUCUGGAGGAGCAGAAGCAGAAGGCAGAAAUCCUCAAAAAAGUCGGCUGCGGGAAAAGACUUCUGAUUGAAACUAAUGUAAGUGUGAGAUUUGUUUGUUUCACAUGA